Messenger RNA from Centruroides sculpturatus (bark scorpion), 622 nucleotides. RefSeq lists its product as uncharacterized. The record is from RefSeq and is a predicted model, not a curated record. The transcript is spliced from 5 exons. The coding region runs from base 64 to 477 and encodes 137 amino acids. Lineage: Eukaryota; Metazoa; Arthropoda; Arachnida; Scorpiones; Buthidae.
AUAACCGAGAAUUACGUACCAAUUUAUUUUAAAAAUAAAUCCUUUAUUUGCAAGAAGUGCAAGAUGAAGUUCUGCAUUUUGCUUGUUUUAGGAGUGAUCGCAUGUAAUGUAGGUGCCACCAAUGGCUUUAGAAUGACAGGACAGAUAGAUGACCUUUAUGUCGAAUUUUGUGGUUUUGAAGGAAUAGUUCGAAGUAUUAUAUUGAAUUGUAUCGACUUGAGUAUGUCCUUUAAGGAUAGGCAAAUGUUCUCAGAUAUUGCCCGAUGCUUUGAUGAAGAUAACUUUGUUGACCUUAUGACUAAAUUAUGUGGCAAACCAUACGCUGAGAUUCAGGCAAUGGUAGAAUCGCAUGAAGAUUGUUUGAAAGAGCUGGACUUGGAUGAUGAAUCAUAUGAAAUCGAUGUUGACAAAGAUGUGCUUCAGAAUUGUGCCGUGGAAAAUGCCUUAAAAAACAAUCUUGAAUUGCACGAUUUGUAGCUGUUUAGUUUACCCAGUAUUGAGCCAUGUAUUAAUUUUCAUUAAAUGUGCGUAAUUAAUUCUUGUAAAAUUUAAUAAUUUGUUUUUAAAUUUACUAUUUGCUCGUAAUAAAUUAGAAAAUUUUAAAUAAACAGUUUUGCAUUAC